CGACAGGGGCGGGGGUGGCGGCGGCGCGGGCAAGACGGCCAAGAACUGCCGCCGCCGGGCCAUCAGCAUCAUCCGAGGCGGCGGCAGCGGCGGUGCCGGGCUUGCCCGUACGCCCCCGAACGGCGGCACCGGUGGGCUGCGCCGGCGCCGCCGCCAGACGUGAGGCAGAAUCCAUACGCGCGUCCGUACAUCUGACGUCGCCGUCGCCCGCUCCCUCCGGCAUUGACGAUGACGACGGCGGUACGACACUCACGGAAACCGGCGGCGGCGGCGCCGCCGCUACGGAGGACGGCUCCGCAUUGACGACUCGUCGGUCGGUGUCGCCGCCGGGCAAGGUACCCUUGUCGCGGCUGUACAGCAGCGAGGCCGAGGCGUUCAAGGUCGUACGGCAAGUGCAGUACGACCAGCCUUUCUGGCCUUCUGUCACGGAGUUUCGGGCCCUGAGCCCUCCUCGUGCUGCAUCGGCGAGGACAAGUACGACAACAGUGAUGACGACAGCGGCGCAGAGUCCCUCCGCUGCGGGGUCAGCGGCGGCGGCGGCAGCGUCCGCCUCCCCGCUGGCGGCCCUGGCGGCGCCGGCAAGCACGCCACGCCGUACACCCGGGUCCGUACGACCGCAUUCGGCUGUCGUACCGGACCCCUCAGCAGCAGCGCCCACGCCGCGUUGGACCAUCGGCAAGUCGUUAACAGGGCUGACAUCAUCGCCAUCGCCAUCGCCGCCGCCGCCGCCAGCAGCGGAGGCCACCGCUUGGGGGGCCGCCUUCGGUGGCGCCGACGGCGCAACGGCGGCGGCAGCAACCUCCUCUGAAGCGUCUUCAUCCGAGUCACGCCAUGCAGGGAGGUCUAGUCGUGCCGCAAGCGCCACCGCUGGCGGCGGCAGCUUGGGUCCCAGUCCGUUAGGCCUCACGUCGACGCUGACGGUGGCCGCGGCAUCGACAGUGACGCUGACGCCGGCACAGCAAGCAGCGGAGGCUGACUGGCAGUCCUGGCGCAGCCAACACAAGCGCUCCCAAUCCCCCGAAGUCGCUGCCAUUGCGCGGGGGACUGCGGGAACGGCGUCAGCUAUCGCAGCGGCGGCGGCCGCCGCCACGGCCGGGGUCUCCAUUGGUGGCGGCAGCGAGAUCGCGAUGAUGGAGGAGGUGUUUGGCGUGAGGUCGCCUAGCCACGGGGAGGAUCACGGCUUGGACCGGCCCGCAACACCGGUGUCCGGGCCGGCGACGGGGGCAGGAGCGGCGACGCAGCCGUCGGCAGGUGCUCUUCCGGAGGUCGGUCUGUCCGGCGGCGCAUUGUACACUGUCGUACAUAGCAUAGUUACCGGCGCCAGCGGUGGUGUCACCGGCAGCGGCGACAGCCCUAGCCCAGCUUCCGGCGGCGGCGGCGGUGCCAGCGGCAGAGGCGCCGCUGCCACUGCCACCCCUGCCGGCGGUUGCCUAAAGAGCUCUACCAGCUCUGCCCUGGCGCCUAGCGGCGCCAGCGGCGCCUUCACCACCGCCGCCGCCGCGCAUGGCGGCUCAACGCCAGCGCUGGCGGCGGCUGUGUCGGGCAACCCGGCACCCAUGCUGGCGGCGCUGCGGCGGCCGCCUAGCAGCUUCACGAGGCUAUCGAGUGCGGAUGUGCUGUUUACGAACACUCGGGCGUCGUCAGCCCGCGGCCUCAGGAAUCCUGCAUCUGCGCAGAACGUUGGCGGCAGCGGUGGUGGUGGUGGUGGCGGUGGUAGCAGCGGAGGAGGAGGCAACCGCGCGAGCAGCGCUGGGAGCGCGAGUGCUAUGUAGAGCUGAGAAGGUGGACGGAAGGUUGGAGAUUUGAGGCAGGUACUGGUAAGUUGUUAUGAAUGUUAAUAUGUUAUGCUGCGCGUGCGGAUGCUGGUGAGCCUUUUCUUGGUUGGACGUUUGUGCUUGGGCGGGCAUGCCGUUGACAGACUGAAGUGGGUUUGUCCAGGAAAGUGCUUCUAAAUAAAGGGGGGUCGGGACGAGCACACAUGAUACCGUAAUCCAUGGUAACAGGGUUCAACAUUGCACUGUGCAUGUGGUUGACCAAUUGUUUAUUUGCACAGAACGGACGUGAAAUGCCAUUGCGGGUGACGUCUGGUGGAUACUGCUACGUACUGAUGAUUGGCGAAUUGCCUGGUGUUGCAGCAUAGGCAACACUGCAGUGCCGUACAUAGUCUUCGAUGUAUUUUUGUGCAUGCGCGUUCUUCUUCCGUGUGGCAUCUUAUGUAUGUAUGAUGGAGUGGCACAUGGGUGGUAUGGCUGAUCGGGAAUCUGGACUGUGUCUCGUCAUCCCCCAGGCAUGGCACUUGACUCUUGAGGCUGGGCGUGCACAACUGGGACACAUGAGAUUACGUAUGGUGGUCGACUUGUUGGAUUGCAUUGACCGCACGGACUACAUGGUGGAGUCACCCCUUGAAGAAGUCCAGCCAUGAGUGGAUUGGGGCAAGGGUUGCAGCGCAAUCCUCGUGUUCAGUCUUGGGCCUUCAAUUUUGCCCUUUCCGUUAACGGUUACAUAAUCAGGUAGCUAAUGCAGCUCGGUGUGGCGUUAUCGUUGGCCCGUCGUAAAACGUCCUCACGAACCUCAUGCUGCCCAGUAAUCCAUUCUACGCUG
Messenger RNA from Astrephomene gubernaculifera, 2601 nucleotides. The record is from the annotation of a GenBank genome assembly. Lineage: Eukaryota; Viridiplantae; Chlorophyta; Chlorophyceae; Chlamydomonadales; Astrephomenaceae.